UUUCUGUAGGACCACCAGUGUUCAAAGCUACAGCAAGUCUUUGCAAGCUGGCUAUACUUCUCUACUUCAGUCUGGAAACACCUCUGCAGUAUAGCCCACCAACCAGCCCAUGUAAAGGAUGAUAGGAGAGAAGCUGUUACUGUCCAUAAUACUAAUGUCUGUGCUGAGUUCACUGACACUACAGACAUCGUAUGGACAGCAUUUGGCAGAGGAGUCUUGCACUGUUCAGAUCCUUGUCCCUGGACUCAAAGGAGAACCAGGAGAGAAAGGACAAAAAGGAGCACCGGGGAGACCAGGAAGAGUUGGCCCUCCUGGAGAGAUUGGUCAAACUGGGGUUAAAGGUCAGAAAGGCAUAAUGGGACGUUAUGGAAAAGUGGGCCCGAGUGGAAUGAAAGGGGUAAAGGGAGACAUGGGGGAUCCAGGUCCAGCGGGCCCUAAUGGAGAUACAGGUGUUCCAUGUGAGUGCACACCAAUGAGAAAGAUGAUUGGAGAAAUGGACAUUCUUGUGGCACAGCUCUCCUCUGAACUGAAAUUCAUUAAAAAUGCUGUUGCUGGCAUAAAAGAGACAGACAGUAAAGUCUAUCUGUUGGUGAAGGAGGAGAAGCGCUACUCCGAUGCUGAGGUCUACUGUCAGACGAGGGGAGGGCACCUGGCCAUGCCCAAGGAUGAGGGAGCCAACUCGGCCAUUGCAGGGUACAUAACCGAAGCAGGCCUAAACAGAGUCUACAUCGGCAUUCAUGACCUGGACCACGAGGGUGUUUUCACCUACGUGGAUCUCACUGCCAUGACCACUUUCAGCAAAUGGAGAAAGGGAGAGCCCAACAACGCCUAUGAUGAUGAGGACUGUGCUGAGAUGGUGGCCUCUGGGGAGUGGACUGAUGUGGCGUGCCACCCUACCAUGUAUUUUGUUUGUGAAUUUGAGAAGGACAGUGUCUGA
Molecule: messenger RNA, 937 nt
Organism: Perca flavescens (yellow perch)
Lineage: Eukaryota; Metazoa; Chordata; Actinopteri; Perciformes; Percidae
Gene: colec11
Product: collectin sub-family member 11
Exons: 7
Coding region: 119-937 (272 amino acids)
Source: RefSeq, a predicted model, not a curated record